Colletes gigas is the source of this 744-nucleotide messenger RNA. RefSeq lists its product as uncharacterized. The coding region runs from base 7 to 744 and encodes 245 amino acids. Gene Ontology annotation, molecular function: DNA binding. The transcript is spliced from 3 exons. Gene Ontology annotation, biological process: regulation of transcription by RNA polymerase II. NCBI's taxonomy places the organism in Eukaryota, Metazoa, Arthropoda, Insecta, Hymenoptera, Colletidae. The record is from RefSeq and is a predicted model, not a curated record. Gene Ontology annotation, cellular component: nucleus; transcription regulator complex.
UUCAGCAUGUUCGAUACGGAAAAAUUUAUCGUGGAAAUAGAGAAACGACCGGCGAUUUACGAUGUGAAUCGUAGCGAGUACAACGACCGUAACGCCAAGAUGACCGCGUGGGACGAGGUCUGCCAGGUGAUGGUACCGAAUUGGGCGCGCUUGACGGACGAGGAGAGAAACGUAGAAGAGAAAAAUUUACGAGGAAAGUGGAGAAAUAUUCGUGAUUAUUUCAUGAAGGAGCUCAAGCUUCAAAAGUCACAGAAAUUAGGACCAGCUGGUCGGAAGCGAAAGAAAUACAUGCAUUUUGAUCAGCUGCUGUUCCUCAUGCCAACGGUGGAGAAUAAACGAAACGUCGCCGGAGUGACGUUAAAUAAUUGCAAAUCCGAGGAAAGCGAGGGCGAAGUUGAUAAUCCGGUGAUCGAGGAAUACGAUGUACCAUUGGGACACGCUGCUCCUUCCAUAACGACGGGUAGGGACUAUCUUCAACCAGGCGCAUCCUAUAAAAUGUGUCCCCGUUAUCCGAAGCAGCUUUGCGAGACGUCGUUCACGUCCUUCGAUAAUGAAAUUCACGAUAUGCUGUCCUCGCACAGCAGCCAACGCGUUGCUUACGACGAGGACGAUUACGACAAAAUGUUUCUGCUAUCCUUAUUGCCGAUUAUUCGACAAGUACCGGAAGAGAAGAAGCUAGACGUGAGGAUACAGAUGCAACAAGUUUUGGCCCUGGCGCUUCGUCCUCCGGACAAUAAGCAGUGA